Zingiber officinale is the source of this 1215-nucleotide messenger RNA. RefSeq names its product protein enabled homolog. NCBI's taxonomy places the organism in Eukaryota, Viridiplantae, Streptophyta, Magnoliopsida, Zingiberales, Zingiberaceae. The record is from RefSeq and is a predicted model, not a curated record. The coding region runs from base 1 to 1215 and encodes 404 amino acids. The transcript has 4 exons.
AUGUCGCACUGGAUUCCGAGUUAUCGCCCGCGGAUUCGGCUGCCCGACCGACUUGCAUUCAUCCACCUCGCCGGAACCAGCUCACCGCUCCAUCCGAGGGCGCCCCCCUGGGCCAGGAGGGGGGGAGAAGCUUGCACGCGGGAGAGAGGCUGCCGCCGCCAGAGGAAAUGGAGCCACCUCCUUCCUCUCAGGCUUCUCGCGCGGCGCCGACGCCGGCCACAGGCCUCUCCAUCUCCUCCUCUCCAUCUCCCGCUUGUGACAUCUCCACUGGAGCAACCCACCGCCGCUCUUCUUCCUCCGCCUCGCGACGCCGUCACCGCCCUCCUCCUCCACCUCUUUGCCGCCAGUACGGCUGACACGCCGCCGCCGGGGAGUGCUUUCUCCUUCGUUUUCCUACCUCGGCUGCCAACAGAGGGGAGAGAGGUUUCUUCCUUCUCCCGCGGCUACAGCCGCCGCAGGCAGCCAUCGCUGCCUUUUCACGCGGCCACAGCCGCCGCCGACAGCCGCAGUCGCCCCCUCCCGCGUCUACUGCCGCUGUCUUUAGUGGAUAUCGUCACCUUCCAGGUAGCCGUAGCUUGGUACCAUUUGGGUAAUUCUGUCCAUCGCGCCGAGCGGCUUCCCGAUGACUCGUCGGUCGUCACUCUCGCGCGCCUUCCUUUCUCGCCUUCGCUCGCUCUCCAUAUAAUUGAUCUCCACCUCCGCCGCGUUCCUGCGUCUCUUCCUCUUCCUCUUCCUCUCCCUCUUCGUCUCCCUCCGCCGCUUCCAAUGGACGUCGACACUGUGCUCGAAAAGUCUGUCCUCCGCCUCGUCAGCGGCGGCGGUUGGCGGGCGGUGCUCGUCUUCGUCGCCCUCGCGGCGUCAGCCGCCGUGCUCCUCGCUUCGUUCCCCACCUCCACUAGCGCCCCCGCAUGGUUCUCCAUUUAUUCCUCCUCCUCGAUAUCCUCUGCGUCGGCGCGUCCACCGGUGACGACGCCGGCUGCCGUGGAGCCCUCCGGUGGCGUAAAGGUUGCGCCUUUGUGGGCUUACGGGCCUGCAAGUUCCGAUUUUUCCUCUGUUUCCAUCGUCCAUAAGCCGCCUUCUACUAGUUCCCCUGCUCCUGCUCCAAUUGAGAAUCCUCCUGUUCCUGCUCCUGUUCCUGCUUCAAUGGAGAUAUCUCCUGCUCCCGCUCCUUCUCUCCCAUCACUCUGGAGCGAGGUAGAAGAUUCGAACAUCUAA